AUGACGCGUUUGAGUGACGGCGUCGCCUGUUCGUAUGCCGCUUGUCUGGCAGCCCUUCUGUACGUUUUUGGUCUGUUGGCUUGCAGGCGCUUAAUUCUGACGUCCGCUGGUGUGAGAGAAGUGGAGGCGGCCAAGAAUGCAGAUGGUAAAUAUAUUUCCCCGUUUCAUGACAUUCCGCUGUUUGCUGGAUCUAAAGAGGUCCUGUUUAAUAUGAUUGUAGAAGUGCCUCGUUGGACAAAUGCAAAAAUGGAGAUUGCCACUGAGGAGCCGUUGAAUCCCAUUAAACAAGAUAUAAAGAAAGGCAAGCUUCGAUAUGUGGCAAAUAUCUUUCCUCACAAGGGUUAUAUAUGGAAUUAUGGUGCCCUCCCACAGACCUGGGAAGAUCCCAACCAUACAGAUAAAAUUACAGGAUGCUGUGGGGAUAAUGAUCCUAUUGAUGUUUGUGAAAUAGGUUCAAAGAUUCGUUCUUCUGGUGAGAUUGUUCAGGUGAAGGUCUUGGGUGUUUUAGCUCUUCUUGAUGAAGGAGAGACAGAUUGGAAGAUAAUUGCUAUCAGUGUGGAUGACCCAGAUGCUCAGAAAAUCCAUGGUAUUGAUGAUGUCAGGAAGCACAAACCAGGUUACCUCGAGGCUACGGUUGACUGGUUCCGAUUAUAUAAAGUCCCUGAUGGAAAACCAGAAAAUCAGUUCGCUUUCAAUGGAGAAUUUAAAGACAAGGAUUUUGCGGUUGAAAUUAUUAAAUCCACCCAUGAAUACUGGAAAGCUUUGCUUCAUAAAAAAGCUGAUGGAGGUACUAUUAAUCGCACAAACGUUCUGAUGAGUGGCAGUCCAUUUUGUUGCAGUGAGGGGGAUGCCCGAGCAAUUGUGCAGUCGCUUUUUACAUCUGAAAAUGAUCACACUACUUCAGAAACCAGGAGUUUUCCAACGGUGAUAAACCAGAUUCCAGUCUGCUUGCCUGAACUGGAGAUUACUGCUGGCAGAAACUCGGCAAGAACAAGCCGAGUUUUCGACCCUUACAGUCGAGAGCAGAACUGUGUGACACAGUGA
Messenger RNA from Opisthocomus hoazin, 1044 nucleotides. The record is from RefSeq and is a predicted model, not a curated record. Lineage: Eukaryota; Metazoa; Chordata; Aves; Opisthocomiformes; Opisthocomidae.